CAUGAUUUAUUAGAUGAAAUUCAUGGUCUACGUAAAGGUAACACAGAGUUGGAGAGUCAAAUUGAUAGUUUAAGACAACGUUUGUUGGAUAGACAAGAAUCAACAGAAUCUGUUACUGGAGUACCAUUAACAUCUACUAGAAUAUAUCAA
Messenger RNA from Schistosoma intercalatum, 150 nucleotides. The record is from the annotation of a GenBank genome assembly. NCBI's taxonomy places the organism in Eukaryota, Metazoa, Platyhelminthes, Trematoda, Strigeidida, Schistosomatidae.